AUGGCUCUGCUGCCGAGGACCGCUCGGCUGGCCCUCACGGCGGCGCAGAGGGCGGCCCCGAUCCAGACCGCUCUGCCGUAUUCCUCCGCCGCGUCGUCUCCGUCGCCGGCGCCAUACGCUCGCCCCCCGCCGCCGUCCACAUCGUCCCCCGCCGGUCUGCCGAAGGCGGUGGAAUAUGUGAUAUCUAAGGUGGACGAUCUGCUGAACUGGGCGCGGCGCGGGUCGAUCUGGCCCAUGACCUUCGGGCUCGCGUGUUGCGCUGUCGAGAUGAUGCACACCGGCGCGGCGCGGUAUGAUUUGGAUCGCUUCGGUGUCAUCUUCCGGCCCAGCCCUCGACAGUCUGAUUGCAUGAUCGUCGCUGGAACUCUCACCAACAAGAUGGCUCCUGCCCUCCGCAAGUAUGCUCGAUUCUAUCUCCUGCGUUUUUCUCACCGCAUAUUAUUAUCGGCGACAUUUGCCUACAUUUUUCAUGUCACAUGUGGAAUCUAUCCGUUUAAAUGAAAGAAGUUCGGACUCAAAUUCCUCUAGAAUGAUAGGUUAGACUUGCCCUCUACUUUCGGUUAUAUUGCCCAUCACUAGAACCAUUUUCUUAAGUUUUUGUUACCUGAUGCGCAUUUCGAUGACGUUCGUUGAACAUCAUGGUUGGGGGUUUAAAUAGAAUAUCAAGCCAAUGACCUUUUUUUCUGUCAGAUUUUUCUUUCCUUGCCUUUGUUAGGUUUGAUUUUCGGUUAAAUCUUCUGAGCAUUCAAUGCUAUACUGAAGUAUUUAUCUUCAUAUGGAUCGCCAUUUUUGGCGAAGAUUGGGGAUUUUCACUCUAUGACGUUUAUUGCCUUUUUUUGAAAAAUUACUUAGUAAGCUGUUUACCGAUGCUCAGUGAACAGGACAAGGGUUCACGUUGUAUUUUAAUUUAAUUUAAUUUUUUUAUUUAUGUGCCGGUUCUUUCGGAUUUUAAUCGAUCAGAAAGACGAUGUAUAAAUUCAUCUACAAAACCACGUGUUCCCUUGUCCUUAUGUAUCUUUGUACUUACGUGAGAGUCGCCGCAUCUACAAAACAAGUCAGUACUUAGUUGGCCCCUAAGCUUUUGCUCAUUCUUACGCUGAUAUGAGGAUCUAUAAAAAUGACGUUUUGAAGAUCAGAUAUAGAUCGAAAGGACGAGAACAAACAAAAAUGUGGUAAGGCAGCCCAAUUGACUAAAAAGGAAAAGUUUUUUUUUUGUUAAGUUUGGAAUAGAAGUGGAGAUUUAGAAUACCUUGGAAGAACACAAAAAAAACUAAAAUGAGGCAAGGACCUCCAUCAGUAUAUUCGCUCUGAUAAUCAAUCUGUUUUUUUUUAUGAGCACGUGGAAGCUUAAGGUGAAUAAGAUAGAAGUGUUGGAGAGACACGAACGAGUCCACAGCUCACAGAAGAAUCAUUUUUCUCCAGGUAGGGGAUCAAUGUGGCUGAAUUCAAAGGAGUAGGAAUAGGCGUUUGUACGCAAAGCAGGAAAUAGAAAAUAAAAGGGAAGAAAUAUUAUUUCUUCCUUUUCUCAUCACUUCAAAUCCUAUCUUAUCAUGGAUGCUAGUGUAAGAAACUACGAUUCAUUUUGCAAAAAGAAGUAGCACCAUAAAGCUAAAGUUAUGAGAUACAUGUAUGUGAACAGAACCACAGACAUAAAAGUAGAAUAGACUCCUGAAGAUUGCUACACAAGAAAAAGAUCUCCAGAAAAUGAAAGUUCAAAGGAGGAUUCUAUGAAAGGUUUCUGAAAGCGUUUUCAAAUUUUCUCUUCGUUUCUACCUCUUCAACUGGAUUUGUGUAUGGCUAGAAAUAAAAUAUUUCACAUCUUCAUGAAAUUAUAGAGAUCACUUCUGAAACUUGUAACCUCGACCAAGUGGUCCAUUCCAUCAGUCUCAAAGCUGGAGGGUUAAGCAUCACCAAUCAGGAAAAAACACUCCCUUCCUAUUGACCUAAAUUUAUUGCAUGAUGGCCGGAUCUCCUAAUCAGAUUUAAGGGACUUAUUGCUUCCUGGGAGACCUAUCCAGAUUAUUUUCCUUGUUCGUUGUGUUGCCAAACGUAUUGCCGAAGGCAUUGUUGUGUCAUAAACAUCCUAUGGAUGAACAUAUCUUUGAAAACGGAAUUGGGCCGGAAACUACAGUGUGGGAUGCUCAUUUUUAGUGAUGAAACUGCUGGAUUUUGAAAAAGCUCGGUUUUUGAGAUUUUCUCUCUUUUGGCUCCUUUGUAUGGUUUGUGGUUGAUGUUAGUAAGUUUUAGUAUUGCAGCUUAUGACUGAGUUAAUGUGAACUAUUGUGAAUUGAGGUUCCUACCUUCAAUAUGCAGGCGAGUUAAUUAUUUAUAUAUCUUCUAACGUAAGUUUUGCAUGAACCUUGCCAAAUGUUUGCAUUACUCCCCCUUUUCCUUUCCUCCGGUAAUUUAUUUUCUACCUGUUGGGGACUUAAAUCCGAGGAGAACCCCCUGUUGUAUGGUCAUAUUUCUAGUUUGAACCUAAUAUCAAGGAGCCAUUAGCUGCUAUUCAGACUUUCGUUUUUGGUGAACAACUGCUCAUUUGAUGAUCCAGAUGAUCAUCUAUUCAAAGAAAAUCUUCAUCAGACUUCACCUCAGAAUUUUUCUGUUAGUGAGAGUCACAGCCACGGAGAGGUUCCUGGAGAGAAGGCAGUCAUUUAAUGUGAAGCUGUUUGAUUUUGGUGCACCAUGAAAGAAUGAUAGAUAUCAUGAUCUGUAGUAUAACUGCAGUCAUACCUAUUAUUUUCGUCUGUUCACAUUCAAGGGCCCGUUGUACUUUUCUCCAAUCCAACUGAAUUACUGAUAACCCCUCCUGUUUAUCAGUUGGACGUUUAGAUCCCUGAAAGCUUUCAUACUCUUACUUUUUAGUCCAAUCCAUCACAUUUAACAUAGAAUUAUGUGCAAAAAAGACUUGAUCACCCUCAUGCUUUAUAACCAUCACGAGAAGUUUUUAGUCUUUUUCUAUGUAAAUUUAUUUUUUAAAUAUAAAUAAUUAUGAGAGUUUUCAGGGACCUAGAGUCCAACCGAAAAGAGAUAAGGGCUAUUCAAUAAUUCCAUCCAUUUGCCUGCAACCUAUUUUUUUUCCAUAAAUUAAUUAAAUAAAAAUAUUUAUACCAUAUCAGCAGCUGUUCAGUUCGUCACCUGUUUUAACUUCUUUUACCGUUUUUGAAUCUUUGGAUGGAAAAAAAUCUUGAUGUGAGUUUUUCUUAGUACACAGUAAUUUCAUCAUCUGGGGAUUCUCUCUUCUCCCCUCCUGCAGGGUCUACGACCAGAUGCCGGAGCCCCGCUGGGUGAUCUCCAUGGGCAGCUGCGCCAAUGGCGGCGGGUACUACCACUAUUCCUACUCGGUGGUCCGCGGCUGCGACAGGAUCGUCCCCGUUGACAUCUACGUGCCCGGUUGCCCACCCACUGCCGAAGCUCUCCUAUAUGGAAUCCUCCAGCUCCAGAAGAAGAUUAACCGGCGGAAGGACUUCCUCAUGUGGUGGACCAAGUGA
Molecule: messenger RNA, 3491 nt
Organism: Spirodela intermedia
Lineage: Eukaryota; Viridiplantae; Streptophyta; Magnoliopsida; Alismatales; Araceae
Source: the annotation of a GenBank genome assembly